This is a messenger RNA of Misgurnus anguillicaudatus (oriental weatherfish), 3332 nucleotides long. It is a transcript of the gene alpi.2, whose product is annotated as alkaline phosphatase, intestinal, tandem duplicate 2. Gene Ontology annotation, cellular component: plasma membrane. The record is from RefSeq and is a predicted model, not a curated record. Gene Ontology annotation, molecular function: alkaline phosphatase activity. Lineage: Eukaryota; Metazoa; Chordata; Actinopteri; Cypriniformes; Cobitidae. Gene Ontology annotation, biological process: dephosphorylation.
CCUUUGGUCUGUGGCAAGACUAUAAACUGAAGUCAAAUCUUUGAGUUUUGCAGAGCUGUUGUUGUUGUUUCACUCAAACCAUGGCCACUUCACAAACCCUUCUGACUACUGGAAUAUUUAUUUCAUUUUUCUUUAAUGGAUGUUGCUCUGUUAUUCCUGUGGAGGAGGAAAAACCAAACUUCUGGAAUGUAAGGGGAAAAUCUGCCAUUCAUGAGGCUCUUUCAAUGAAGCCCAACAUCCGUCGUGCUCAAAAUCUCAUCCUUUUUCUUGGAGAUGGUAUGGGUAUCAGCACUGUGACUGCAGCGAGACAAUUGAAGGGUCAAAUAAAUGGAAAAACAGGAGAGGAGAGCUCUCUGGCCAUGGACACAUUUCCUUACCUCGCUCUGUCAAAGACCUACAACGUUGACCAGCAGAUGCCUGACAGUGCAGCGACAGCCACAGCGUAUCUGUGUGGUGUGAAGGCGAAUUACGGUACUUUGGGCCUCAGUGCGGCCGCACGCCGUAAAGACUGCAGCACCACUCAAGGCAACGAGGUCAAAUCGGUUCUUCAUCGCGCAAGAAAAGCAGGUAAAUCUGUUGGUAUUGUAACCACAACACGUGUCCAGCACGCAUCGCCUGCUGCCUCUUACUCCCACUCUGCUGACAGAGAUUGGUACAGUGAUAAAGAGCUGCCAAAGGAAGCAGUAGCAGGAGGAUGCAGGGACAUCGCAUACCAGCUCAUCACUAAUACUGAUAUACAUGUUAUUUUGGGAGGUGGAAGGCAGUACAUGUUCUCUGAUGAAACUGCUGAUCCUGAAUACCCCUCAGAGAAAGGGAGCCGACUGGACAAAGCAAAUCUUGUUGACGAGUGGCUCAAAAACAGAAAAAAUGCCAAGUAUGUAUGGAACAAGGCAGAUUUUGAUGCUGUCAAUGAGGAGAAAACUGAUUACUUGAUAGGGCUGUUUGAGCCAAAGGACACCAGGUACGAGUUGGACCGCGAUCCCAACAUGGAUCCAUCAUUGACAGAGAUGACGGAAAAAGCCAUUAAGAUUCUUAGCAAAAACCCGAAUGGAUUCUACCUCUUUGUGGAAGGCGGGAGAAUAGAUCAUGGUCAUCAUGCAGGGCAGGCCAAUUAUGCGUUGACCGAGGCUGUGGAAUUUGACAGAGCCAUUGAACGGGCAGCUGAGCUGACCAGUGAACUCGACACAAUGACUGUGGUCACUGCAGAUCAUUCACAUGUCUUCUCAUUUGGUGGCUACUCUUACCGGGGCAAUCCAGUGCUAGGCACGUCCUAUGCUAAAGCUGAGGAUGGUAAACGUUUUACUAAUGCACUUUACGCCAAUGGUCCAGGAUAUCAGAUUGUGAAUGGAAUUCGUCCUGACGUGAAUGAGACAAUCUCAAGCAGUAAAGAAUACCUUCAGCAGGCCGCAGUGCCUCUUGAUUCAGAAACUCAUGGAUCCGAGGAUGUUGCUAUUUUUGCCAAAGGUCCAAUGGCCCACCUCUUUCAUGGUGUACAAGAGCAAAGUUACAUAGCUCAUGCCAUGGCAUACGCAGCCUGUCUUGAGCCUUACACUGACUGCCAGCUAGAUAAUUAUGCAGUUUGUACCCAGGCCAGCCUCUUGAUUCUGGUGUUGGGUGUGCUGUCCUCACUCACAGCUCUGAUAUGAUGUCAAUAAUUAAAGCAUUUAAUAGAGCAUUCUUGCACAACACAUUACUUGCUAUAUACCUUUGGUAAGCAUUUAGGUGUAACAUGUAGAUGUAUGAAACAGGAUGAUGUUUUCUACACUAUGUAUUUUAUGUUGGGCUGAAAUAUCAUAUAAAAUCCUCUGUGAGGACAUUACAAUAAUUUUAGAAGUUUCAACACACAAUUGAUAGAGACUUUUAUGUAAUUAACAUCUAAUAUAUAUUGUUUUCCCUUGUUGGCUAUAGUUAAAGGAGCAUUUCACCUGUAGAAACAUUAAUCUUUAUUGAAAGUGCGUCGUAUUUUUUAGUCGAAAUGUAACAUACAUUUAGAAUUUGGUGCCUAUUACACUCAAAAAAAUGAACUUGGUUGGAGUCAGUUUUACUAAAUAAUUUCUUGUUCACUUUACUUAACAAACACAAGUAACGGCAUAUUAUUAAUUUAACUUAGUAAUUUCAACAAAAGACUGUGUCUUGUCAGCUUUACUUCAAAAUUAUUUGUUCAGCCAAUAUAACAUUGUUGCGUAAAAGUAACAGAUUAAUAAAACCAAUACAGACUUGCAUCUCAUUGGCUGAUGAUGCUGCAGUGUAUUAUGGGUAAAUUGUUGUUCUGGCAGAAUUGUUGUACCCUCUUGCAAAAGUGUAGCACGAUUAGAUAGGUACCUGAGUAAUAAGUGGUCACUGGUCAAGUGUAAGUUAAUUAACUUGUUCUGAUAUAUUUUAGAACAAAACAAACCAACAAACGGUUUGAAAUGUUACAUUGCAUUUCAAAUAUGUUUGUGAUAUGUUUGAUAAUAUGUAAUUAAAUAAAGGUUGUAUUGAGCAGCUGCAUUCUGAUUGAUUGAUUCGUUGUUAUAGAGUUAUUAAAUCAUUAUUUUUAUUUUGUUUUCAUCAAUUAAAUGUUUCAUAAUAGUGACUUUACUAGGAUUUCUUUAGUCCAUGCAACAUUUAAAUUGUCAAUUUUACACAAACUUUUUUAGUAAAUACAACUUACAUUUUAUUUGUUGACAUUACCUAACAAAGCUAUGUGGAACCCACUUGACGAAGUUUUUUUAAGUAAAUCCAACUUUUUAUUUUUUUGAGUGUAGUCUCACCCCCUCAACAAAGAUAUUGGACUUCCUGCUUUCAAUGAUGCAAAAUGAUAGCCGUUUCUCAAUACCAAGUACGCCAAACUCGGACUUGUGUCCUUUGUAGUUCGAACUUGCAAGUUCAGACUUGGAAGAACGAACUCCUGACGCGAAAUGCAUUCUGGGAAACUUCGCUGUCAUAAGUCCAGACAAGUCUCCUCUGAUGCAUCCUCGAUAAAGUGGGCGGACCAAGAACACAUCCGGGGAUUUUAUGUGAACUUGGGCUUGAUGCGAACUUUGAAUUGGAACAGUACUUGGGCCGCGACUGAUGACGUUUCACAAGUCCACAAGAACGCAAGUACAGACAAGAACGCAUAUUGAGAAACGGCUCAAGAUUUUUCAUAUCAUUGAAAGAAGGAAGUGCAACAUUGAAAUCUUUCUCCUGUCUGAGCGGAAACUGGGGAAAUGAUGCACAACCAUUCAAAAAAAUGACUGGGGUUCUAACUAUACAAAGCUUAAUGGAAAUGGGUGAAGUGUCCCUUUAAAUAUGAAUGUACAUGAAUAAUUACUUUGUGAAAUUUGGUUUAUUAAACAAUAUAUACCAUU